AGGACGCAGCCGGGGAUGCUCCAGCUCGGAGCAGGGGUGGGACUGGGGGAGCUGUUGGGGUCCUGUGAUGCCCUGGAGAGGCCUUUCCUGGGGGAUGGGCUCCCCCAGAGCUCCUUGAUGGGUCUUGAGGUGACUGAAGGGUCCCGUCCUUGAGCCGCAGACCUCGCGGGGCUUCCCACAGGGCAGAGCAGGCUGCAGGCCAGGUCCUCCCCUCUUCACUUAAAAGGGCCUGGCGCUUGCCUCUGAGCAGGCUGCCACACGGUUGGGGUUGUGGCUUUCUCAGCGCUUGGUGCGAGCAUUUGCUGAUUUGAGGUGGCUCUGAGGUGAUGCUUGGGCACCCGUGCAGAACCAAGUAAGGGAACCGCCUGCCAGCUGUCACCUGGUACAGCUCCUCUCCUUUCCCGUGUGUCUCCAGCUCUGGAGAUUGAUUGGGGUUUGGGGGGGGGCGUUUUCCCCUCGGUUACCUUUCUAUAACGCUCCCCCACCAUAGCCAAAGCAGUAGGGCAGCCUCAUGGUUUUGAGUCUGCUUUUCCCAAAGCCUGGGUUCUGGCAUGGGCAAGGGUAGCUUUGCUCAUGUUGCAAAAACAGGGCCGGACACAGGCAUAGGCAAACUGGGUGGCUGUCCAGGGCCUGAACAGAAAAGGGGCCCAAAAAUGGUUAUUUAUUUUUAUUAGUAUCAUCAUUAUCUCUGGUGAAGGGGGGGGGCCCGAUGUUAAUAAAAGUUUGCCUGGGACCUAGGUACAGUGCUGUGCAAGAGGCAAGGAUUUCUUAGGACAAUAUCUUUUAUUGAACCAGCAAUGUAGUUGGGAUAGCAUUAGACAAGUUUUCGAAUGCAAGACGUUAUUUCUUCGUGUUGGCAUGACGUGUAAGAGACACCUUCGUGACUCCUACGUUGUAAUCCUUUUUGUGCUGCCUUGUUGUGACCUCAAGGAAGUCCAGGGUUAUGUCCUGCCUCUCUCUCAAAAAGAGUGGCUAUUGCCUAUCUCUGUAAAUUGAGGUAUAAUCGUAGAGAUGGAAGAAACUUCUUUCAAGAUGGAAGGCACUUGAUGCUAGUAUUAGACUUGCCAAAUAUUUCCUCAUAAUUACAGAGGUGACUCCUUGUCUGGUUUGGAUUUGCAGUUUAAUUACCCAAGUAGCCAGUGCCUGCAGAAAACCUAUAGAUCUGUCAAACACCGGUCAAAUAGAAAGAAACCUAGGAAGGAGUAUAUGCAUUGGUGGCUUAAUUUUAGUUUCAGUACUUCCUCUUUAAGCUAGCAGUGUAGUAGGGUAUCUGUGUUAGCCAAGGCAUGGCACUUAAAUUCCUAGCCAAACAUACUUUUCUUUGAAAACAUUUCCUUUUGUUUCCCUUAGUUUGUCAACUCCUCAAUGAAUAUCUGAUAGUUAGUAUGGAAGAUGGCAUAUAGUCCAUUUUUAGCUUACUGAGUGUUCAUAAUUGGCUCUGCUGCGGAGAGGGACCUGUUUCUUCAUAAUGACUUCUGUCAUUUGGAGACCGUUUUUAUUCAUUGAUUCCUUCCUCUACUUAUAUUCCCAGAUCAAAAUUGCAAAAUACUGCGUGAACUGUAAUGACAUUUUAAUUGUAGGAUAAUUUAAGUUUAACUUAACCUUACAUAGUGGAGUUUCAUUUUAAUCAUGGAAACAGAUGGAUUUUUGGGUUACUUUUUUUGUGUCCAAAAAUUAGGGAUUUUUUUUUUUUUAAGCUGAGAUUCUGGUUCUCAGGUUAUCAGCACAGAUUUGUAUCCAUAACCCAAGAACUCUGCAAGGGAUGUGGUACAUCUCCUUGAGCAGAAUCUUUUUAUUUGCAGUAUGAAUUGCUUUUCUCCCUUGCUUCCUGCUUAUCUGACUAGUUUGUCCCCCCGAAUGCUUCAGAUUUUAAGUAGUUUGCUCAGAACUGAGGAGGAUUUUCACCCUUAUAAACAUCUCCCCUUCUACUUGAAAACAUGCUGAAACAUAAUGUAAGGAAGAAAGAGUUUUCACUCUCUAGCCUCUAGUAUUUAAAAAAAGACAUUGGAUGUUUGGUAGCAUCAGCAGCCACAAACUUUCUGAAUUUCUAACAAGCUGGUUAGCGCAAAACAAAUUUGUCUUUUUUAAUUCUUGGAAUAACCUUUGCACUAACAUGGAGACUUGUGUUGCGUGUUUUAUUUGAAAACUUUGCCCCUUGAAGGCUAUUUAUUGUGCUAGCUUCUUUCUUGAGAGGCAGAGGGAAAGCCUGACUUUCACUUUACAAAAAGUUGCUGAACGCAGGGCUUCCUUUAAAGAGACCUCCAUUGGGAACAAAGGACAAGCACAAUUGCUUCCAGUAAAGAAGUACUAUGUUCCUUUCUUUCGAGAGGGGAAAGAGACUAGGUGACUUGCCCCGGAUCACCUGGUAUAUGUGUCUUGACACUUUGUGACUGUGAAUUUCUCAUUCCUUGGCAACCAAUUAGCAAGUGAGAAACAUGAGGACAAAUCCUGCUAUUCAGGCUGCUAUUGACCUUACAGCUGGAGCUGCAGGUUUAUUUCAUACUUGCCUUCGGCAGGCUAUUUGUCCAUGUGAUCAUUAAAGUGCUGUUGAAUCUUGAAAUUUUCCUCAGGUGGGACGGCAUGUGUGGUGACAGGCCAGCCCUUUGACACAGCUAAGGUUAAGAUGCAGACAUUUCCCAGCAUGUAUAAAGGACUCGUCGACUGUUUUGUGAAGACCUAUAAACAAGUGGGAUUUCGAGGCUUCUAUAAGGGAACCACACCAGCACUUGUAGCCAAUAUAGCAGAAAACUCUGUUCUGUUCAUGUGCUAUGGCUUUUGCCAACAAAUUGUGAGGUUUCUUGCUGGACUAGACAGGAAAACAGAGCUGAGUGAUCUCCAGAAUGCAGCUGCUGGCUCUUUUGCUUCUGCAUUCGCCACUUUGGUUCUUUGUCCCACAGAACUAGUGAAGUGUCGACUGCAGACCAUGCAUGAAUUGCAGCUAUCUGGGAAGAUAACACAAGGACACAAUACAGUUUGGUCUGUAGUGAAAGGUGUUCUUCAAAAGGAUGGUCCCCUUGGGUUUUACCGUGGUCUGUCUAGCACUUUACUUCGGGAACUCCCAGGCUAUUUUGUCUUCUUUGGAGGAUAUGAGCUGAGUCGGACAUUUUUUGCAUCGGGGAGAUCAAAAAAUGAACUAGGUCCUAUUCCUUUAAUGAUAAGCGGUGGCUUCGGAGGCAUCUGCUUAUGGAUUGCUGUGUACCCUAUAGACUGUGUCAAAUCUAGAAUUCAGGUUCUUUCCAUGGCUGGAAAACAGGCGGGUUUCAUGGGAACGUUUUCAAAUGUUUUGAGAAAUGAAGGAGUACUUGCUUUGUAUUCUGGACUAAAGCCUACUCUGCUUCGUGCAUUCCCAGCCAAUGGCGCAUUAUUCCUUACCUACGAGUACAGCCGGAAGAUAAUGAUGAAACAGAUUGAUGCCUACUGAAGCCUUCCAGCAGAUCUCUUGAAGAAAGUGGAGCUAGAACUAUAGGUCACCUUAGGGCUUGACUGUGCACACAACAAAUUGGGUGACCUUGUUUUUAAGAAACCUGCUUUUUAUUGAAGAUUUUAAACUUAAAAAAAGAAAAGUAAAUUGAUUUUCCUAGACAGUAGGUACACUUUUUUUUUUUUUUUUUUUAAGUCAAUCCACAGGACUGGCUGGGUAGAGGAGAAGUUUGAAAGCUGGAGAUAUUUGCACACUUGUUCCACCAAUUAAUGCUGCUCAAGAGACUUUAAGAAGCAUACUGCCCUUAGUGGCCUUUGUACUCAGCAUAAGAUGCUACAGUUGUGUUUCCAGUUGAACCUACUGUUCCCACUUUUAAAUCUAAUUCUCUAGUGGUAGAGCAGAAAGUUGGUCAGGAUUUCCUUUUUUCCAGUAUUGAUAAUGCAGUGUUUACCAAUGCCCUGUAAUUUUGAGAAAAUGUGUGAACAAAUAUUUUAGCUUGGCACCAGGUUGGGUUACAUUUAUUUCAGCCUGAAACUAUGAGCUUCUUGUUAAAGAGUAAAGCAAAUUACUAGCUGGGUCAGACACUACAAUUAAUUUACUAGAUUAGGUCAGAGGUGUCAAACUCAUCUGGCUCCACAGGCCAGGUAGGUAGUGUGGGGGUGAUCCAUGGGCUGGUUCUAGCUUAUGGAUCCCCCAUUCUCUUCCCCAGCAUAUCUGAUUCAGCAGAUGUUCCAGCUGAUCUGGGACCUACACUGCACUUGCUGCCUCUGCAGCCCCAGACCCACUGCCUGCAAGUGCUGUGAACAGCAUGAGUCUUGGAACAGGUGUCAUGUGGCAUAGUCCAGCUGGGGUGGCAACUGCACAGCAGCUAUUCCAGCUGGACUGGACUAUAUGCCUAAGCAGCAUAUGACCCAGACCAGCUGGAACAGUGACUGAUCAAGUAUGGAGAGUGAGGAAGGCUGCAUGCUGUGUGGGGCAGUACUGGGUGCUGGAUGGCAGGACUUCCUGGCCUGUUUGUUUGACACUUCUGGGAUUAAAUCAUCCUGCAAGGUUAGAGGAGACUAAUGCUUUGCUUGAGGCUUGGGAUAGUCUUCCCCUAAGCAUACGACAGUCACAAUACUGUUAUAAGAGGCUGGGAAAGAAGUUGCCAGCAGUCAAAUUACAUUUAUGCUUUUUGGAUGGAAUAAUUGGCUUCAGUAGGCUAGAAUAAGUCACUUCAACUAUGAGAGUACAGUGAUUGGGAAUGGGAGACCAUGGCUUCAACUUCUCCCCAGGUCAGAGUAGGCAUUCAAACCAACUUCUCAUUUCACUACUACCCCUUGAAGUCAUUCUUUUCUCCAACUUCCUGACCAUGCAAAUAGUGCACGUGCUAGGUAGAGCAGCAGCCUUAGACUACACGAAGGCAACUUAUUCCAACCCCCUGUAUUGUACCAUAGCAAAACAAUUUACCCUUUGUGUGGAAGACUCAGUUUAAAAACCUCCCAAAGGUGUGGGUUACAGCUGUGUUAGUCUAAAGGACUUAUCCCAGUUACCUAAGUAUUUGUUUGUAUAUCUUUUAUUACACCAACCAAAUACUUGGAAAAAUUGUUCUUUACAAGCUUUUGGGCACAAGACACCCUGCUUCAGGUAUAGACCAGCAUGUCUUCACAGCCUCAGGGUUCUGGCCUAUGCAAUACUAGAUAGAAGAGACCUACCAGUUAUGUGAAUCUAGUCUUUGGCAACAGGAACUAAAGCAAAAUAGUUAUGUAUUUGAUCACUUGGAGCUAUAGGUACAAAGCCAUCUUUAGCAAAUAUUUAAUGAAAACAUGUAGUAGUAGUAUUUUGCUGGUACUUUCCAGCUGAAGGUCAUUAGCUUCCUUGCAGUACUUCUCUCAGCAGUAUGUAAACCUAAAAAAGAAUUGGUACUAGAGGGGUUUUUGGAGGUUUUUUGUUUUGUUUGUUUUUUUAAAAACAGAGUAUGCUAGUGUCUUAAAUUUCCAUAGACCAAGUAGCUACAGGAAGAUCAGAUUGCUGCUUCUUAUCUAUCUCUUCUGUAAAGAAUUAAUUUCCUAUAAGCUCAAAUAUCUGGCACUGUAUGCAGUCUGGCUACAUAACCCACAAGUGAGAAAAAUAUUAAAAAGAGAACAAGUAGUAGCAGCAGCUGCCACCGCCUCUAGUUUAGUGUUCCUAUAAUCUAAAGGAUUCUUUGUUAAUGCUAGUUCUGGCUUUAGCUAGUCUUUAGAGGACAGCAGAAGGAUUCAAUAAGACAGGAUUCCUGGUAGGAAUAAAACAACCUUAAAUUUGAGUUAGUUUUGGUUUGCUUUGCAACUUACGCUUUAGGUCAGGUUUGUUUUUUAAAGAUCUCUGCAGGCACAGGAAGGUGACCCAGCUCCUGUAGGCUUGAACAACCUCCUAUUCCAGGGGUGGGCAAAGUGUGGCCUACUGGCCACAUCUGGCCUGCCAAGAAAUUCCAUCCAGUUUGCAGGGCUCAUCUGCAAGCCCUGGCCCUUGCUACCCCUCUGCAAGCUGGCACCUCCACCCAGGAGGUAUAGUUCUGGUUGCCAAGCACCUGCCCCCCUCACCAACCUGACCCAUGCCAGCCCCAAGCUAACAGGCACUAGAGACAAGCAGCCAAUGACUGGCAGAGCUUUUGCUGGUGCCCCAUACUUGUUCAGCCCACCUCAACUUGUAUUUAGGGCCCUUGCCUGCAAGCUUGGAAUGUACCAGAGUAAGACUAUUUUGAGCUAUAAUGCAAUCGCCUCUAGAUACACUAUGUAAGUGGAGUCAGGAGAGACUUUUUUUUUUUAAAUAAGUCAAAAUAAAGUUACAGUAGGUGAUCAGUUGUUUAGUACAAGAUGUUUUUCUCUCCCCCCGUUUCAAACUCCCUCCUUUCAAAAGGAGUACUUCCAGGGCAAGGGGGAGGGAGUCCCCAUGCAAAGAUGUUUCAGCUUGUGAAAGAAAUAAAGUGCACCAAAACCUGUUGCAGAUACUGUACAAGAGUCUCAAAGAAUGUAAUUUUGGUACUUUGCAGGGGAGAGGGGGGGGGGUGGGGGAGGAGGAGGAGGAGGAGAGAUGAAGGUGGUAAAUGGCAAGUGACACCUGUUUAGGAAUUAAAAAAAUUGAAGUUCUGCUGCAUAAAUGGGAUAAAUUGUUAGAUUUUCAUUUAGAAGUAUAGCUACUGGAAGAGUAGGUAAGAAUUAUUCCAAUAACUUAAAGAGAGAGAUCAAUUUUUAAAGGAGGGACAAAAAGUAAAAGACAAGUAGACUCGUUAUAAGGAAAAAAGAAAGCUGGGGAAAAAACCCACAAAAAAACUAACCCCCUAAAAAGAUAAAAAAAAAAAAAAAAAAAAAGUCAGCCAAACAAAAACUGUAGCUUCUUAAAAGUUAUACCUGUGCUCCAGUCCAUGGGUAUUUAAGUGGGAAAGCCUGGAAGUGCUACUGAAAGCUCAUUUGAAUUUUUCUAGACAAGUGUUUUAUGAAGUCAGUAGAAUCUCUGAACACAGGUCACCCAAAAAAGCUUAAAGCUUAAGAAUUAAGUGACCAAGUAUACAACAACUAUAGUAGGAGACUUACUAUUUUCCUAUUAUGUCAAGGAGGUAUAAUUCAUGGAGUAGCCAGGCUCUUUUAAGAGUUAAAAAAAAGUUGAAGAGAUUAAAAAAAACCCAGACAAACAUGCAUUAAAAAUGCUUGCAAUUUAAGAUUGUGCAAUUAGUUUAACUGACCCAAGAACCCAAAUUUUAGCAAGGCAGUUGAUUCCCUUUACUACUGACAAGAGGUUCCUUUUAGUGGCUAUUACACUUCAAGUUGUAAAAUAUGGACUCCUGUAAUAGGGAAGCUUUCCUUUCAGAGUAGAGAGCAGUAUGGUAAACAUUAAAUUAAAACACAUUUAAAAGCUACACACAACCACUUUCUAUACUAUGCCUUUGACUUUUGACUCUAGUACAAGUUAGAGGCAGCAGUUUAUAGAUUUUGGGUGUACUCUACACGGCUUCUUUGGGGGAGUUUUUUGUUUUGUUUGUUUGUUUGUUUUGAGGGGAUGGAAGUCUUACAAGCAUCUUGUCCACUGGGUAGCUGUAUAGUGUAUAAAGAGAUCCAAGACAAUAGCUUGCACAAGUUUACAUACAUACUUUUUGAACUGGAAAAAAGUUACAGGGCAGAAGUUCAUUGCUUUAAGAUCUGGGAAGAAAACAGAACAUGGGAGAGGUUAUGUAUAACUCUUGCUCCUAUGGGAGCUAGGAUCAGCAGAAAAACAAAAUUAAAGUUCUUACCUACUCUGGUUCUGAGGACCACUUUUCUGGCAGUCUUGUUGACAAGUGAUGAAUGCCUUGUAAAAUUAAGAGUUUACACUAGAGUUACCCCUUGUAAGAAUAAAGGUCUUCUAAAUUGAGACCACCUCCACUUCCGUACUUAAAAAGGGAGGCCAAUUUAAAGAGACUAAGCUUCCUACCUCAGAUUCUCUCAUUUAUACUCUACCUCUUAAGUCACAUCCCAUCUUCCUGCCCUCCCCCCCAAAACUGACUAGCACCAUGAAUGAAAAGGACCUGGGGGGUAAUAGACUGCAGUAUGAAUGAGCCAGUAGGGCAAAUACUCUGGCAUGCAUCAAAUCGAUGCAUCUCCAGCAAAGCCAAGGAGGAGAUUAUUCCGCUUGACUCAUUGGUGAGAGUGCAGCUGGAGUACUGCAUCCAGUUCUGGGCACUGCACUUCAAUGAGGACAUGGACAAGCUUGAGAGAGUCCAAAGGAGAGCCACC
This is a messenger RNA of Alligator sinensis (Chinese alligator), 8148 nucleotides long. It is a transcript of the gene SLC25A15, whose product is annotated as solute carrier family 25 member 15. Gene Ontology annotation, molecular function: L-ornithine transmembrane transporter activity. Gene Ontology annotation, biological process: mitochondrial L-ornithine transmembrane transport. The transcript is spliced from 8 exons. Bases 2624 to 3421 code for a protein of 265 amino acids. Lineage: Eukaryota; Metazoa; Chordata; Crocodylia; Alligatoridae. The record is from RefSeq and is a predicted model, not a curated record.